Molecule: messenger RNA, 863 nt
Organism: Amaranthus tricolor (Joseph's coat)
Lineage: Eukaryota; Viridiplantae; Streptophyta; Magnoliopsida; Caryophyllales; Amaranthaceae
Product: auxin-responsive protein SAUR65-like
Exons: 1
Coding region: 197-604 (135 amino acids)
Biological process (GO): response to auxin
Source: RefSeq, a predicted model, not a curated record
AAUGAGAAGAAGGAAGUCACCGACGAAGUAAUAUUUCUUCAGCUUAAAGCUAUAAAACUCGGCCAUUCAUUCAUCUAAUUUCUCCAUUCUCAACCAACAACUUCUAAAUUCUUCAUCAUCACAGUUCAAUCAAAUUCUCACAUUCCAGAAAGUAAAAAGAAAACUUGAUUUUCACAAUCAGAAAACACAGCACAAAAUGAUUAAUACAAAGAAGCUCAUUAAAAUGGCGCGAAAGUGGCAAAAACUAGCAGCUGCGAGCAGGAAAAGAAUUUCCUGGUCAAGAACAGUUGCUGAAAAGGGUCACUUUGUAGUUUACACAAGUGAUAAAAGACGAUUUAUGAUUCCUUUAACAUACAUAAGAAGUGAGAUUUUCACGGAGCUCUUUAGAAUGGCAGAGGAAGAGUUCGGAGUAGCAGCUUCAGGACCAAUUGUACUUCCUUGUGAUUCAAGUUUCAUGGAGUACGCAAUAUCCAUGAUCCAGAGACAUGUAUCCGAGGAUCUGGAAAAAGCACUGAUCAUGUCUAUGAACACCUGUAGAUAUUCAGUAUUGUCAAAUGACCGUAAAGAACACAUUAAUCAGCAAAUGUUUAUCUGUAGCUUUUAGAAACUUUCCUAGGUCUUUUGUAGAUAAUAGAGAGUACUUCAUUUGUAGUAUAAAACAAUUUUUUACCAAAGAAAGUUAAUACAAAUUCCUGCAGAAGUUCAGAUCAAAAAGUGUUGUUAUUUUAACAUUAUGCCUGUGUUUUUGUCCCUUCAUGGUGUAUGGUAUAAGCUACCUGAGAAAAGGGCAGAAAAAGAGCUCAUUUUGUUGUCAUAUGUAAAGGAAAAUGGAUGUCAUUGGUGAACAGAUUAAAAAUUAGUAC